AUGAUCGACUUCGAUCACGGUGUCGAUCGUACUUAUAUAACUAAUCGUCGUCAAGCACAAUUUAUUGGUCAAGAUCUUCUAUCAGACCUGCAUUUCAACAACAAAAAAAUUAUUCAUCGAAAGUAUCGAUCAUGUUUUGGGUGGAAACGACAAAGAGUAUCUACAUCAGAUGAGGAACAAUCCGACUCAGACAUGAGUAUUGGUGAUCAGAGUUAUGAAUUUGAUAAAUUGGAGAUAAUUUCUCGUCAACGAAAACAUGCGCUAGAGGAUCGAGAAAAAAAACUUGUUGAUUCAUAUGUAGUUACAAAUAAUUUUGCUCACGGUUAUCCAUUGGAUCGAUGGAGAAUAUUUUCAAGGGAUGACAUAAUAGGUUAUCGUGAAAAUUCGUUAAAACAGAUUGAUCAAGAUUCAGGUACAUCUUUGUGUCGAAUAGCAACGGCGGAUUGUGAGGUCGCAAGUGAAAGCUGCAGGUGUGGACUUGGUUCUCCAAAGGUUGAUCUCAGUGAUAUUGAGUAUUCUACUGUUUGUUAUAAUCAUCUCAUAUUCGAUUUCGAUACACAUCAAUUGGUUGUUGAACGUUUAUCUGAUGAAAUGCCACAUGGCUUAAAACGCCACUCUCUUCUAUACGACUGUAUCGAUACAUUACGAAGUUCUCUUUCAGACGACACUCCAAUCUUAUUCUAUCGAGUUAAUAUUGAAAAAUUGGCUAAAACAACAAGCAGCUUCAAUCAUGCAUCAUGUCAAUGUUAUUUACCUGAGAAAGCGAAAAUUGAUGAAUUUUCAUUUCUUGAUUAUACAUAUUUAUCAGAUGUUCAUUUAGCGAUUGGUCAAAAUAAUGAUCAUAUAUUUGUUUUAUCAACAUAUUGUGGCGUUGCUGCUCUUUAA
Molecule: messenger RNA, 885 nt
Organism: Rotaria sp. Silwood1
Lineage: Eukaryota; Metazoa; Rotifera; Eurotatoria; Philodinida; Philodinidae
Source: the annotation of a GenBank genome assembly